AUGGCGAUGAACAAAAUCCGCGGCGCCUUUACGGUGCCUCGGAAAGGAGAGACGUUUGAAUUGCGAGCUGGACUUGUUUCCCAGUAUGCCUACGAACGGAAGGAAUCCAUUCAAAAGACAAUCAUGGCCAUGACCCUGGGAAAGGAUGUCUCAGCUCUGUUCCCUGAUGUUCUCAAGAACAUUGCCACAGCCGAUCUUGAGCAGAAGAAAUUGGUCUACCUCUAUCUCAUGAACUACGCCAAAUCGCACCCUGAUCUAUGUAUUCUCGCCGUGAACACCUUCGUACAAGACUCGGAAGACCCCAACCCACUUAUUCGUGCGCUGGCAAUCCGCACAAUGGGUUGUAUUCGGGUGGAGAAGAUGGUGGACUACAUGGAAGAACCGCUGCGCAAGACCCUCCGAGAUGAGUCGCCGUAUGUCCGCAAAACCGCUGCAAUCUGUGUGGCCAAGCUUUUCGAUCUGAACCCGACAAUGGCCCUCGAGAACGGAUUCUUGGAGACACUCCAGGAGAUGAUUGGAGACCCCAACCCCAUGGUCGUCGCCAACUCGGUGACUGCACUCCAGGAGAUUCAUCACACGGCACCCGAGACACAGGCUCUACAGAUUAAUGCUAACUCGCUACGGAAGAUGUUGAUGGCUUUGAACGAGUGCACGGAAUGGGGGCGCGUCACUAUUCUCUCCACUUUGGCCGAGUAUAAGACCUCUGACGUGAAGGAGUCGGAGCACAUUUGCGAACGAGUCGCUCCUCAAUUCCAGCAUGUUAAUGCCGGUGUGGUUCUUGCGGCAGUCAAGGCUGUGUUCUUACAUAUGAAGAAUGUCAGCCCUGACUUGUCGAAGACCUACCUAAAGAAGAUGGCUCCGCCAUUGGUUACGUUGGUUUCAUCAGCCCCCGAAGUGCAAUAUGUGGCGUUAAGAAAUAUUGAUCUUCUGCUGCAAAAGGAGCCUGACAUUCUCAACAAAGAACUCCGUGUUUUCUUCUGCAAAUACAAUGACCCGCAAUAUGUCAAGUUCCAGAAACUUGAGAUUAUGGUGCGCAUAGCGAACGACCGCAAUGUGGACCAGCUCCUCGCUGAAUUGAAGGAGUAUGCCCUUGAAGUCGAUAUGGACUUUGUGCGCCGAGCUGUCAAGGCAAUCGGCCAGGUUGCCAUCAAGAUUGAGAGCGCUAGCGAGCGGUGCGUUAACACGUUGUUGGAUCUCAUCAACACUAAGGUGAACUACGUCGUUCAGGAAGCGAUUGUUGUUAUCAAGGACAUCUUCCGGAAAUACCCUGGCUACGAAGGUAUCAUCCCGACUCUAUGCCAGUGCAUCGAUGAGUUGGAUGAGCCCAAUGCUAGAGCAGCAAUCAUCUGGAUUGUUGGAGAGUAUGCCGAAAAGAUUAGCAACGCGGGUGAUAUCUUGGGUGGCUUUGUGGAUGGUUUCAACGAAGAAUUCUCUUCGACCCAAUUGCAAAUCCUCACAGCUGUGGUCAAACUCUUCCUCAAGCGGCCCGAGAAGGCACAGGGCUUGGUGCAGCGGGUACUCCAGGCUGCGACAUCCGAGAACGACAACCCAGAUGUCCGUGACCGAGCAUAUAUCUACUGGCGUCUUCUGUCCAACACCAGCGAUUCAAACGCGACAAAGAACAUUGUUCUCUCGGACAAGCCCCCUAUCGUCACCACCAUCCACUCACUGCCACCGGCACUUCUUGACCAACUCCUUUCCGAACUGUCUACUCUUUCUUCCGUCUACCACAAGCCCCCCGAGCAGUUUGUCGGACACGGCCGAUUCGGUGCCGACGCCGUCAUGCGCGCUGCUAUCGAGGAACAAAUCCAGAACGCACGCGAGAACCCACUGGCCGCGGCUGCUGCCGCUGCCGCUGGCGGCACCACAGCCCCUGCGCAGGCGCAAAGCAACGUCGAGAACCUGCUGGACAUUGAUUUCGACGGCGGUGCUCCUGCCUCCGCACAAACCGAGCCUUCCAGCGGCAUGUCCGGCCUGGAGGGUCUGGCUGGCACUCCCGUACGGGUAGCGUCCCCUGCAGCUGGUACCCCGACCGCCCAAGCAAGCAACAACCUAGAUGAUCUCUUGGGCGUGUUCGGAGACUCCGGUGCCGCCCAGCCCUCGUCGAGCGGUGGCGGAAGUGCCGACCUCAUGAACGGAUUCUCUGGUCUUGAUCUCUCUGGCAAUGCAGGCCCUUCUCAAAAUAACCAGUCCAAGAAAUCCAACGACGACAUCUUGUCACUCUUCUAG
Molecule: messenger RNA, 2229 nt
Organism: Penicillium concentricum
Lineage: Eukaryota; Fungi; Ascomycota; Eurotiomycetes; Eurotiales; Aspergillaceae
Product: putative AP-1 adaptor complex subunit beta
Exons: 7
Coding region: 1-2229 (742 amino acids)
Biological process (GO): vesicle-mediated transport; intracellular protein transport
Cellular component (GO): membrane coat
Molecular function (GO): clathrin binding
Source: RefSeq, a predicted model, not a curated record